AUGAAGACCGCUAUGGAGAUUAAUAGAAUAAUGAAAAAAGUUGCAUGCUUUGACUCCUCAAAUACAAAAGUAUAUGACCUUUAGGAAUGGUAUAAAGACAUACCAAAAAGAGAUAUUGGAAAAAACGAACCAUUGAUCUAUAUUUCGCCAGAUGGAAUUUUGAAAAGUAUUACUGGCUACCCAGAUUUUUAAAUAAGUAAUUUCUUCUUAAAUAAAUGUCUGUUUGCUACAUAUCAAAAGCAUUCUAAAACAUUGAUAUUUGAUCAAGAUACACUAAAAAUCAAGCAAGAAUUUGACUAUCAAAUUUUCUUCAGCUACGAUAUGUAAUACUUAGGAUAUGAUUCUUCAUUCAAUAUAUACUAAAUAAUAAAUAUCUACUCAAUGUAAAUUAUUAAGAUUGGACAACUAAUCCCUCCCGAAGGUUUUGUAUUUGAAAACAAAAAGCCACUAGUUUUACCAAAUUCGAUAGUUAUGAAUGGAAAAUAAUAAAAACCUGGAACAAAUGGAGCAAUUUUUGUAUACGAUAAACUUAGAUUUAAUCUUAUAAAUCAAUUCACAUUGAGCCAAAUUCAUGAUGAGUUUAGUUGCUUCUUUUUUUAAGAUGAUGGUCUUUUAAAAUAUUUGAACAAUAAUAGGAAAAAAUUUUACAAUUAUAAACUCUAUAACUCUAGGUUUUAUCAAGAAGACGACUUAGUUAUCAAAUAUACUAAUAGAUUCAAGUGCGAUAGAAAUUUUAUUUCAUACUUAUUCAACGAAUAAAUGAAUGUUUUUGAUAUAUCUAAAAAAAGGGAUGUUGGAGUUAUUUCUAAUAUUAUUCCUUCAGAUUAUACUACAUUUUUGUAAUUAGGCUCAUAAUAUUUAAUGGUUGGAGUAAAAAGAAAAGAACUUUACUUGGUCAAACAAAAUGAUUUUUCAGUAUUCUACAAAUUGACUAUGGAAGAUGGCUUUCAUCAUGAAUAGCACUAAGUUGUUUCCAUAACAAGCUCAGAAAUUCAAAUAGUAGCACUCUCCUUUAACGAAUUUUUUACGAAUCUUAUAAUCAAUCUUAAAGAUUAUUCAGCUAAAAUUUAAAAAGUUAAUCCAUUCGAAGGAAAAUUUGGAAAAUUGACCAGAGAUGAUAUUUAUAAACUUUUCAAAAAUGAAGAGACAGGAGAGAUACUAAUUAUUAUAGUUGCUAACAAGACCGUUUUUAAUUCUGUUUCUGAAAAAAUGGUUUAACCAAUAGUAAAAGAUGAUUAUCUUAUUACAUCUCUAAUUAAUCCAGAUAUGUAUAUAAUUUAUGAGAUAAAAAAUAGAUCAUUCACUCAAAAAAGGAUAAUUUGUCCAAUUUAUCCUGAAGAAACUUUAAAGUAUUACCCAAGAAAUAUUCAUUUUUUAAGAAAUCCAUUAGAUAGCAGCUUUGAGUUUUAUGAAUUCAGCACAAAUGAGUAAUAUCUUGAAUUAGAUGGCUUUAAGACCUUUGAUAUUGGAAUUUAUUGGAAAGAAACUCUCUAUCAUGGAAAAAUCAUAAAUUCCUCUGAUUAUCCUUAAAAAUGA
This is a messenger RNA of Stylonychia lemnae, 1536 nucleotides long. NCBI's taxonomy places the organism in Eukaryota, Ciliophora, Spirotrichea, Sporadotrichida, Oxytrichidae. The record is from the annotation of a GenBank genome assembly.